CCCCGGGUCGGAGGAGAUCUUGUAAUGGAGUGGUGCUUCGUCUCACACUAGCAAGAUGCCCGAUCUCCUCAGGAUCCAGGGAUUAAAGAAUGUCCCGGGUUCCACUGGGGAAAGUCCUUUUGAGGAAUGUCAUCCGGCACACAGAUGCUCACAAUAAGAUCCAGGAAGAAUCAGAUAUGUGGAAAAUAAGAGAACUGGAGAAACAGAUGGAAGAUGCAUACCGGGGCCCCAAAAGGAAAAUGUUACCCAGUAGUUCAAGCCGAAUGCGUAGUGAUGGUUUUGAUGAAGAAAGCCAGAGAGAUUAUUGGAGGCCAAAAAAUGACAUUUCCAGGACACUGGAGGAUGAUUUUCUUAAGGUUAAAUCCUGGAACAAGAAGUUAUAUGACUAUGAAUCUAACAUGCCAGACAGAUGGGGUCACAGUGGCUAUAAAGAGUUAUACCCUGAAGAAUUUGAAACAGACAGUAGUGAUCAGCAAGAUAUUGCCAAUGGGAAAAAAACAUCUCCCCAGGUAAAAUCAUCUACUCAUGAAUCUCACAGACACAAGAAGUCAAAGAAAUCCCACAAAAAAAAGCAAAAAAAGAAGUCACACAAAAAACAGAAGAAAAGCAAAAAGGAAGCUACGGAUACAAUAGCAGACUCUUCAAGUGAAUUCUCAGAAGAAACUGGGGCUUCUAGUACCAGGAAAAGAAAGCAGUCGCAUAAGCGCAAGAAGAAAUCCAGGAAAAAGUCUCUUAAAAAGUCUGCGUCUGCUCUGUGCUUAGAAGCAGAAAAUGACUCUUCGCAGUCAGAUGAUUCUGCAUCUAGCAGUUCUGAGGAAAGUGAGGAAAGAGACACUAAAAAAACCAAGAGGAAAAAGAGAGAGAAAAAAGUCCACACCCCUGUCAUUAACAGUGAAAUGCAGGAGAGGACAAACAAACGCACAAAUUGGAAGGUGGCUACAGAUGAAAGGUCUGAUGAGAGUUCAGAGGAUGACUGAACAAGCUGAGAAAAGUGCUUAUUCCCCCAGGACUUGGUAUCUACAGCUUGGAGUUUUGCCAAUGACUCUGCUCAGCACAUGGCACCUGAGGUUAGAGGUGUCUGUGCUGUCUGUGUUCUUUCUGACAGACUUCUAUUUUCGCCUGUUAAACUUGAUCUUUUAUUGUUAAUAGGGAAUCUUGUAUUUUGUUAUGAAGGUUUCUUGAAGAGAUUAUUUUUUUGCAACUAAUCACAUUUAGUGCAGAGUGCAUAUACAGCAAAAUUAGAAAGACCCGGAAAGCUGAAUCUUGUUAGUGACCUGGGUACACCAAUUGGAACAUUGGAUUUGGGGAAAGUUCUGGGAUCAAGGAAUGGCCUGAAAUCAGUGCUGUGUAGAAUAGCCUAAGGGAACAUCUCUUUUACCUAUUGAUAGUUAAGUGCCACAACUUGACCUCAGCCUUGGUGCUUUGAUCUUUCUGUAUUUCGGCCCCACACAUGUAGUUCAGGUUUUAAUGAUGAGUGUAAGAACAAAAAUCAACUGCUGUUAGAAAAGACAUGGCUUUUGUUGAAUUUUCCUGCUGGACAGGACUGUGGCUAUAUCAGUAUAGCCCUAAAUAUGGCAGGCUAAUGGAAUAGUAAUUAGUUUUCUAGGCCCAUUGCUAUGUAUUAAGUGGAUUUGGGUUCAAAAUUACUUCCUCAGUUAUCCUCAAAGGGGGAGAAUUAGGAAUUAGUUGAAUGGGUGCUCUGAACCGGAUUCAGGGCAGCAGCUGUAAUUUAAAUGUUUCUUCCCUAUUUCUAAAUUUAUUAAUGAACUUUAGAUUUCCCCUAAAACUUAAGUUGAAAGAAAUCCCAAAUGAAACGGGCUUCUCAGGGACAUACCUACUUCCCAAUCUGCCUUUGUACUAAAGCUUCAAGCAGCAACUAUUAUUAUUCCCCCUUGCUGUGUACUGUGAUCCUUCUGAUGUUGGUUCUUAAGAAUCCAAAUUCUCAUUGAACAAAGACUGCAAAACUCAUCAAAAUUUUCAUUGUGGCAGAAAAUCCAAGUCACAUUCUCCCUUGGUGUCACUUCAUGGACUGAGUGAAAAUUUAAGACUCUGAUUUUUCUGUUUAUGAUGUCUGGAGUAGUUAACCUCCCUCACCUCACUCUCCCCAAGUAUAAUACAGAAACACUUCGAUGUGGCAUGACAGGUGUAAGACAUCAGUAACAGAAUUUUAAAUAUAAAAAUAUUCCAUGAAGUGGCAAUAUUUUACCGUUCUGCUAAAUUUGUUCUUUAUAGAAUACAUGGUUGGUAGAGAUUACUUAUCCUUUGAUUAUGAGCAGGUGCUACCUUUGGGUAUAUUUAUUUGAAAUGUUAAUACUUUGGUACCCAGUUGUCAAUGUUCCAUGGUGUGUCUACUUACCUUUGGGAUUAGCAGAGGCCAAAGGGAACACAAGUUUAUAUAUACUACCUCUUAACCUAAAGCUUUUGUUCUUGGAACAAGUAAAAUCUUUGUUGAAAGGAGCUUUCAACAUGUAUUUUUAAGCAAUGUUCCUUUGCUAAUACCGAUUCUAAGCACAGACUUAGGAAGAUGGGUCGUUAGAACAAGGAAUGUUCUAGAAGUGAGUUCUAUUUUGGUCUGAACUUCCCUUUCCUCCCAUAUAAGCAGGCCUAUCUCUUUCCCAGCAAGUAUACACAAUGCUUGUUUUUUCUCCAUGUUUAUCUUUUCUUGGUCAUGUAUAAGCAAUAAAGCUGUUUUCUGUUCUUCAUCUUUCUCAAUCCCCUCUGUCUUAGGUUAAGGUUCUAAUGGUUAUAUCGGGCCCUUCGUGGUUUACACGGCACUUUA
Messenger RNA from Sorex fumeus (smoky shrew), 2779 nucleotides. RefSeq names its product NKAP domain containing 1 (gene NKAPD1). Bases 90 to 977 code for a protein of 295 amino acids. The transcript has 6 exons. The record is from RefSeq and is a predicted model, not a curated record. NCBI's taxonomy places the organism in Eukaryota, Metazoa, Chordata, Mammalia, Eulipotyphla, Soricidae.